CUCCCGCCACCACAAAGACAGGCACUGAAUUAACGCAAGACGACGACAAAUUCGAUAAUUCUUAUGGAAAUGCACACUGUCGGAUCUAACAAACAGCACACUCACCCGAAUGUCUUGCAACAAGCUUAAACCUCACUUUCUUAUCCUCUGAAAGGACGGAUUCUCGUUAAAACCGCCACUUUGCACCCACUACAAACGAAGAGCUGCCAACGCAGCUCACCUUCAAAACGUCUUCCACAAAGAAACGAAAGAUCGAUAAGGACGAGCUCGUGCAUUCUAAUCACACAUCGGAGAUUCCUUUUGCAUCGAUCGAGGACCAGGAAAUUUCUCGGCGCUCACAAACCCCACCACGAUCCGACCUAUCCAACCAGAGCGACAGCCAACGGGGCCUCCCUCGCCACAUACCACCGCACAUUCAUAACGAAGCCUCGUUCUCAGCUCAGGAUAAUAUCCCUUCCGCAGCAAGCUCCCCGAGCGCUGCGUACUCUGGGUUGUCAAUCGAGGGUGAACGAGGCGGGGAAACCGGAGUUGGAGGUGGACCCCAAAACUCUGGAAGUCAAGGAAAUCGAAGCCAGUCGCCGAAUAAGUCGUUUAUACAAAGGGCUAUGAUGGGAGGCGCUGCAGAUAUUCCACUCCGGUCGUCGUCGCCGCUCAAGCGACCGGCUUCAGAGCUGGAGCAAGAGAACCCCGCGAAAGAUAAGGAGGAUGUCGAUAUGGAGGGUAUAGAAAUCUCGAAAGAGGUCCCAGAUAGCUCGAAUCAAGGCCCCGACGCGAAUGGAAACGGAGAAACUCAAAUAUCACAACUUCAAGAGCCUGCAAGCCAAGAUACAGAUACAUGUCUGCCCGAGGCUGAUGGUGAGAUGUCGGAAGAUGUUCCUCCCAUCGAUGAGCAGAUAAGACGGGUCAAAGAAUUACACGAGGCUUUUGAAAGCCAACCUCUCACCCCCGGCACAAAAACUUAUAUUAUAUCAAACACUUGGUUGGACAACGUCCAAGCUCACGCAUCCGGCGCUAAACUGUCAAAUGCGGAGCCAGUCGGCCCUGUCGACAACGCAGAUAUUGUCUACGAGAUUCUAACGGAUCAGAAUCAGCAGCCAUUUGCCAGGUUAAAGCACGAAGUUGUAGGCGGCUCGGUCGCCUACUUCCCCGAAGCGGCAUGGAAUUUGGUGGUACAGUGGCAUGGCCUGAAGGCUGGCCAGGUGCCUAUCAUAAGGCAAGCCGUGGAUACUAGCAUGGAUCCUGAAGUGCCGAACGUGCAAUUUGAACUUCAUCCUGUCGUGUUCAAGAUCCAUAGGCUUUGGGCAGUUAGCAGCCCGUUGCCUAUUUCACAGAUUUUGAAGGCGAAGAAUCCACCCGCGCCCAUUUUCAUUAUGAGCCGCAACGACAGAUUCCAGGACUUUCUUAAGAGCAUUAAGAAAUCCGCCAACAUCGAAACCCAGCAGACGGUGCGAGUUUGGACCGUACCCAUCUUCUCUGACGAAAAGACAGCGGCGGCUGCACCUGCCGGCGGUGCAUCACCCCCUCUAUCAAGAGCCGGCACACCGGCUCCAGACGCCAAGUCUGCAGAAGAUUGGACAAAACUACUUGUGGAGGCCGCGACAUUUAAUGGCCUGACACGAGGUGCACAGCGAGAGAUAGUGGACACCAAAGACUACACAAACGACCCGAAAUAUAAUGGCCGUUCGACGAUUGCCAUGACUGGGUUGGGCAAGGACCAAGCCCUUGUUCUAGAUGAGCUUAUCGAGGGUAAUACGUACUUAGCCACUUAUGCCCAAAAGGUUGCCAAGCAGGGAACUAAAGGCAUUGCCACCGGUUCAGCAAAUACGAAUCGGGCUACAGCAGUAUCAAGACCUGACAGUGGACGAAGCAGCCCCGCUCCCUCGGUGCCAAUGACGCGUGGGCGCGUGCAGAAAUCUUCUGGCAAGACAGUGGGCACAGUUGGGCUGGCCAACCUCGGGAACACCUGCUACAUGAACUCCGCCCUCCAGUGCAUCCGUAGUGUCGAGGAAUUGACCAAAUACUUUUUGGCAGAUGAAGCCGAAAAGGAGCUCAAUACUGAAAACCCGCUUGGCAAAGGCGGCAAUGUGGCUCUUGUAUACAACGCACUUUUAAGAGAGCUCUACAAAGAGCCCCCACCUUCGUCAAUUACUCCCCGGCAAUUCAAAAACACGUUCGGGAGGUACUUUGGCUCGUUCUCUGGAUAUGGCCAGCAGGAUUCACAGGAGUUUCUGGGCAUUCUUCUGGAUGCUUUGCAGGAAGACUUGAACCGUGUCAAGAAGAAGCCGUACAUAGAGAAGCCAGAUUCAACAGAUGAAAUGGUCGACAAUCCAGCUGCGCUGAAGAAAAUGGCUAAAGAAGUUUGGGAUAUCACGAAGAGGCGCGACGACUCUGUUAUUGGAGACCUUUUCACGGGGAUGUACAAAUCCACACUCGUUUGUCCAGACUGCGCCAAAGUAAGCAUAACGUUUGACCCGUUCAGCACUGUUACUAUGCAGUUGCCCAUUGAGAGUACUUGGGGCCAUGAGGUGUUCUUUUUCCCUUUGAACGAUAAGCCAGUCAGGGUUGCAGUGGACAUGGACAAACAGGGCAGCAUAAAAGGGCUGAAGACGUUCGUCAGCAGCAGAGUUGAUGUUCCCGUCGAACGGCUUUUCAUCGCAGAGGAAUUCAACAAUCAAAUAUACAGGAUUCUUGAGGACACAAAGUCAGUAUCGGAGGACAUCCAAGCCAACGACCGCAUCAUGGUUUUCGAGCUUGAGGCAGUACCAACAAAUUGGCCGCCUGUGCGAAAGCCCAAACAAAAGACUAGGUCAAUGCUUAACGUAAGCUACUCGUAUCAAGACGAUGACGAGGGAGAUAUUCCGAGCUGGGAUUCGCCUAGAGCAGAACGAAUGAUCGUGCCGGUUAUUUCGCGGCGACAAAAUCCCAACCCAACCCGAUUUGGCAAACCGCUUAUGCAUGCCUAUGCGCCGUUUUUUAUAACGUUGACUCCAGAAGAGGCUCGCAGUGAGGACAUCAUUCAACGGAAGAUUCUUGAACGAGUUGCCAAUCUUACCACUUAUAACAUGAGCGGUUAUGAAACUGAUGACGACCAAAGCGCAGAACAAGACAUCGUUAUAACUACUGCCUCGGAUACGUCAUCUGGAGACGGUAAAGUUGUGGCUACUUCGAUCGAUGGCGAGGAUGAUGUAGUCGACGUCACUGUAACAGAGCAAAACAAUAGACCGGCAGAAGUAGAUGGUCAGAAAGAUUCCAAUCCAAGAAAGCGAAAAUUCCAAUCAAGGCGGCCAAAGUGGAUUGAUCCCGAGCAGUUCCUCCCUUCCGAAUACAACAAUCUUUUCGAGUUAAGCUAUUUCUCGAGCAAAAAAGAAGUUGUUCCCACGGGAUGGGGUGUGGUGGACGAGGAGAAGUUAUAUCCACGGCUCUCCAGUCGGAUUCCUGUUGUCCAGGACGCUGUUGAAGUCGAUGAUGAGGCAUCUGACGGGUUUGCUUCCAAUAACCCCCAACGAUCUGAUGGCGAAAGUAGUGAAGACGAUAUUGGCGACAUCCCACAAUUGGCACCGACACGAAUGAACGAGGAAUCAAGUGACGAUGAUGAUUUGGCGCCGAAUACAAGGGUUUUGCCUGUUCGCCCAAUCGCCCAACACGCCGUGUAUAAAGUAGGUCAAAUGAAAGCCUUCAGACGUGGCAUCAGGACUUACUCAAGAAAGGGUAACAAGCGUACACCGCAGAGGGCACGCAUGUCCAGCGAGGAAGUCGAGGAAGACGCCAAUCCGGGACCUCUCGUUCGACUUGGGGAAGGCAUCGUUGUCGACUGGUAUCAAGACCCUUUCGCAACAUUAUUUGAAGGUGACCAAGAAGAUACGAUGCGUGGCCGGGAGUGCUGGUCCAGUGUCGGUCUGCUGGAAGACCCAGUCCUUGAGGCCAAGCGCAAGUCUCGCCUACGCCGCCGCUCAAAGGGGUUGUCCCUUGAUGAGUGCCUGGAUGAGUUUGGAAAAGAGGAGAUCUUGUCCGAGAUGGACACAUGGUACUGUCCGAGGUGUAAGGAGCAUAGGCGAGCCAGCAAGAAACUCGAGUUGUGGAGGACGCCGGAUAUCAUGGUAUUCCACCUGAAGCGUUUCAGCUCCACUGCUAUGCGCCGAGACAAGCUGGAUAUCCAAGUCACUUUCCCCAUUGAUGGCCUGGAUAUGAGCACAAGAGUUCUUGAGAGCGAAGAUGGCAAGAAAGAUAUUUAUGAUCUAUUUGCUGUUGACAACCAUUACGGUAGUCUUGGUGGUGGACAUUACACCGCGUAUGCCAAGUCUUUCGUCGACGGCGCGUGGUAUGAUUAUAAUGACUCCGCCGUCAGCAAGCUGAAAGACCCUUCGCACGUGAUUUCAAGCGCAGCAUACCUCCUUUUCUACCGCCGUCGCUCAGACCGGCCCCUCGGCGGCCCGCGCUUCGAAGAGAUCCUCGCGCGCUUCGACAACCCCCCUGCCACCUCCGAAGAUGAGUCCAGCGGCUCGGGGGAAGGCCAGCGUCUCGGCGCGGACUCCUCCCUUCGUGGGUCGCCGAGCGCUUUGACCGGAGUAGAAGCAACUCGCCAGGCAGGGCAUGGUUCGGUCACUGGAACCACAGCGGGCACAACAGUAGCGACGAGAAGCGUGACUAAUACUAGCAUCGUCCCGCCGUCAGCUAUUGAUAGCCCUCCUGAUUAUAAGGACGCGCUCGAGGAUGACGGCGCGCCGCUCCUUGAGAGAGACGCUAUCAUGAACGACGGCAUCGAGAUGCGCGAUGCGUCGGGCGACGAGGCUAUCGACCUUGGAUCAGCAUACGAUGGGGACUUCCCUGGCGCGCGCGUAGGCGGUAUGGAGCCGAACUGGAACUUCUCCGCCCUCGCCCAGCCCUACUCGCACAACAAUUACCCCGCGAGCGCGACAUCCGUCGAGCUUGGGUCAGUGGGAGCUCGUAGCGACGAUGUGCAGCAUGAUAGCUCUGCGUCGGAGGGGUCGAUGGCGGGCCGCCUAGCGGACUUUGAUGCGGCGGACGUCGAUGAGGAUUAUGUUGACCAGGACCCUGUGCCGGAUCUCGAUGAGGACCAGGUCGAUCUGCUCAGUUUACAUGGGGAGCUUGGAGAUAUGCAGGCGAGGAGGAGGUAUGAGGAGGUUGUGCCUGAGGUGCCGGGGAGUGAGGGCGAGGCGGCGGAGAUACACGUUCACGAGGGGGAGGGCGUCAAUUGAGCAUGUAUAGGUUUGCAAGGAGUGAGCUUGAGAGGUACCCGCCGCGUCGGCAUGUCGUCGACAUUCGUUUACGACAUCCCGAGAGACCCUCAUCUAUGUUGGGUAGUUGAGAAGGAGGGUCAUCUUGGAAGGCGGGAUGGGCGGGUACGACGGGGGUAGAUACUGGACACGAAAUCAAAGAGAGCACGCGUAUAUGAGGGACGAGGCUCUUCUAGAACGGGGAAAAAGAGGGCGCCGGGAGAGUUGCAUACGUGGAGUUCUGCGAAAACCGCAACUCUUUCCCACCAUACAGUUGCAACUGCCCAUAAUGAAAUAGAGCAAAUGAAAAAAACACCGACGUCUGCCUUACAUACCUCCAACUCCGUUAUUUUUCCUCUUGGAAAUCGCUUCCCAUGACACCCUUGUCGGCCGUGUGUGCCCACAUUUGAUCCUUUCCCCACACCCCUGUACCAUAAACCCUAACGCCCGCACCCCAUCUGUAAUAUAAUUCCCCACGCCCGACCGCUGGAUAACUCACUACCCUUUGUAGCUCAGUUGGAUUAGAGCAUCGGACUGUAAUUGCAAAAACACACACCUCAUCCGGGGGCCCCCGGUUCGAUUCCGGGCGAAGGGACUUAAACUCUUCGGAGAGAUGAACUCUCUCCAUUGUGGACCUCAUAUUUUUUUUUGUUUUUGGCGGGGUAAAAAGAAGUCGAGUGUUUUUUUUAGUGGGGGAGAACCGAGGAACAGAGGCAGGACUACUGGGCAGUAAGAUACCCGUGAGGCGCAACUGAGGGGUGAGAGAACGGAAGGCCAGCAAGUCUGUUGUAAUCGACAGCGCUGUCCCUAAAUACCAAAUAUGACUAUGCUUGUCUCUAGCUUAUAGGUUGAAGCUAUAGACUACUAUAGAAUCUCAGUCGGCAGUUUCAGCAGCUCCUAAAUGACGGACGAAUCACAAAGGAGCCGUCAAGAAUGGUACAAUGGGCUGGGACUGUCUUGGUCCGGAGAUUGAUUACUAUCCUAUUUCAGGAAGCAAUUGAUGAAGGAUCCCGAAACUAGGAUAAGACUAUCAUGAAGCAACCGACAGCAAGAGAGCAGCCGGUAGCAAGAGAGCAACCGACAGCAAGAGCAGCCACCAACGCUACUGCCUCCAUCUGUAACUGGCGAUGGCACCGGCCAACGGCUUAAAGUUCCGUUGAGUGGUUCCACCACAUCUCUAACUGAACCACGAUUGAACCCUCAUCUCUAAAUGUAAAGAAAUGGGAAGGAUGAUCCUUGUCCCACUUGUCAAACUUCAGUGCUCGGCUGCGUUGAUAAUUGGAGUCCAUAGCCCCCUAUAAUUUGUGAGCCCCCCUUCUUUCUAUCUUAAAUCCUUAGGGGAAGUUUAUGUAAGGUGGACGGAGUAUGAGGGAUAUAAUGGCUUUUGAGGAUUCUGACGGCCGGGGUGUCAGUUGCUUCUCACUUUUUAUAUAGGCUUAAUGAUGAAAUCAAAUAAGUUUGUAUAUUAUCGUUUUGGUAUAUAGCUUCUACAAUUAUCUCAGCAAGUUCCCU
Pseudogymnoascus verrucosus is the source of this 6746-nucleotide messenger RNA. It is a transcript of the gene UBP12, whose product is annotated as CSN-associated deubiquitinating enzyme Ubp12. Lineage: Eukaryota; Fungi; Ascomycota; Leotiomycetes; Thelebolales; Thelebolaceae. The record is from RefSeq and is a predicted model, not a curated record. The transcript has 6 exons. The coding region runs from base 606 to 5216 and encodes 1536 amino acids. Gene Ontology annotation, molecular function: cysteine-type deubiquitinase activity. Gene Ontology annotation, biological process: protein deubiquitination.